AAGCUGCAGCACACAGUAGAGGACUCGCUGUCCAGGUGCUGACAUGGAGAAGGUGAAUCCUGUAGAUGGGCCAGCAGAUGUUGACAGCUGAGUGGUUUCACCUCAGAAAACAUUGUACAGACUGUCACGAACACAGAGAAGCCCAGAGCCUGUGCACAUUCUGCAACAAGUGGCUGUGUUUCCAGUGCACCGACAUGCACCAGCAUCACCGGGCUCCCAGCUCCUUGCCACUGCUGGAGCUGGGCAGGAGACCUGCCCACAACGAGUCCAGCCGCUGGCCUGGUGGCAUCCUCCAGUGCCACUUUCACAGACAGGAGCCUCUGGACCUCUUCUGUGAGACUUGUGACAUUCUCUCCUGCAGCAGCUGCCACCUGACCACCCACAAGGACCACAGGUUAGUUCAUGUUGGGAAGGCUCUUCGAGAACAGCAGUGGCUCUUUGAGAACCUCUUGGUCCAGGUUGAAGACAAGAGGUCUGUUUUGGAGAACUCUGCCAAACAAAUUGAGGACAGGUUACAUGGAGUAAAGAUCAUGCAGAGGAAGGCAGAGAACCAGAUUAAAAUGGCAAAGAUGAUUAUGAUGAACGAGCUGAACAAACGCACCAACCUAUUAAUAGAGCAACUCGAGAAGAUCUCCAACGAGGUCAAGCAACACUUGGAGGACCAGCUGCAGGGGAUGAUAGAACUGUGCAGUCAGUUGGGCCACGUGCAGAACUUCAUCAGCUGGGCCAUGUCCCACCACCGCAGGAACCCGCUCCUCUUCAGCAAGGAGCUGAUCACUUUCCAGAUGCAGCGCUUGCUGGAGUCCCAGCUCCAUUGUGACAUUGGUCCUGCAGUGAAGAUCAAGUUCAACUGGGAUGCCAGCUUUUGGACCAAGCAGAUCUCCACUUUAGGCCAGCUGACCACAGAGGGUGGAUUUCAAACUCAUUCAAUGGGUGUGGCAUGCCCCAGCAUCCUGAAGCCCCAGCCACUCACCUGCACAACCCUGCCCACCUCCCUGUGUCACAGGGCCCUGGAGCAGGGCUGUGGAUUUCAGGCCUGCUUUCAGUCCCAGAUGUGCUGUCCCCAUUGUGUGAAUGUGCCCAGACCUCACUUUGACCUGCUGGUGGGGCACAGCAGGGGGUCACCAGGAGUGGGAGACAGGUGCCACCCUGUCAGACCGUAUCCCCCAGAGAGGUCUCAGCAGCAUAACCUGUUUCCACAGCUGAAGCAGCUAUGUGCCAUGCAUUCAGAAAAGAAACAGUUGGAGCAAAGACCCCACCUGGUCAGGUGCGCACAAAGCCCCAUACCUCUGCAGCGGAUGCAACCGGAGGGGCAGUGGGACCCCCAGAGCUCCUCAACCCUGGAUGCACACAUGCAGCAGCAGGACGUGGCGCAGACGCUGCAACCUGGGCCCGGCAUCCAGUUGUGCAGCUCCAGCAGUUUGCCACCCGGGUGGCUGCAGUCCACGCAGUCAAAUCCUGAGUUCCUGUUGCAGUCGCCUCAUAAGCCCCAAGUGGAGCAGCUACCCAGCAAGCAAAUCCAGGCAGCAGCUGCAGACCACAGUUUUACAGACCUGGACAAACUGCUGAUGCAGCCAGCUGCAGACCACAGCUUGGCAGACCGAGGCAGGUUGCAGGUGCAAUCAGCUGUAGACCACAGCAUAACAGACUCAGGAAGCCUGCAGAUGCAGCCAGCUGCAAACUUGGGCAGGCAGCAGGAGAAGGAGCAGACUUGCACGCUCCAGCAGCUGUCGGCCACCUCGGAACCGGGGACCAUUCAGGUCACGCGGGCUGAAGGGCAUCCAGCAGAAGCAGGACAGCUGCCCCUGAGCGGCAGUGACUGCAGGGUGUUCGCUUCACUAGAGAUGUCAACGCCGGCCCACGGGCUUCCCGGCAACAGACCCAGUGGACCCAGCUCACUGCGGGGGAGGAGAUCUGGGUCUCGGAACGCCCCAGCGGAACCAGUAACGCCACCUCCCAGCCUCCCCGGGGCCCAGCCCACAGGGGCCACCCACAGCCUAGCAACAGCAGCUGGGGAGCAGGGCUGCAUGGCAGGCCAGGAUGGGUGUGCUCCAGCCAGUGAGAGGAGGGGGAUGUUGGUCGGGGCAGAGGAGGAGCUGGCCCUGGUCGCUCCCACAAUCCCAACCUCCUGUGGCAGUCCCUCUGCCCAGCGCUCAUUCCCUCUGACCUGCAAGACAGAGCCAGAUAACAGUUACGAGUGUGAAGACAAUGGCAUGAAAGGAAAAGAAAGACAUGGAAAGACAGCACAUGAGAAUACCGGAGGCACUGGGGGACUCCAGAAGUUUCCAGGAAGUUCCAGGGUCCCAUUUGUACGUCUAGAGCGGCUGAAGAUCCAGUCAACGACAGGUCGACUGCUGGUGUCCCGCCCACUGCCGGAUGGACACAGUGACCCUCACCCAGAUCCAGAGCUGAAGACAGGGGGUGCUGUCACUCCGGAGCCAGCAAGAAGCCUGACCAAUGGGGCACUUCACAAGAAAACAUUGAUUGCAAUUCCCAUCUCAGUUCCAUAUGUGUCACUUGAAAGAGUAACACAGGCAAGACUGAAUAAGAUGGAACAGACUGCAAAGGUGACCAAAGGUGACCCUUCAGAAAGGGAUUGUGCAGGGAAGCACCCUCCCAGCAGCCCAUCCCGCAGCUCCCUGGAGAUCGCAGCCUAUCCCGAGCAGGAGAGGCCUGUGGAGCAGCCCUCACUGCCACUACCCUCUACUCAGCCAGAACCUGAGUCAGACCCUGGACCAGAGUCUGAAUCAGAGCCAGAUCUAGAAUCAGAGUCAGAUCUGGAGUCAGAACCAGAUUUGGAAUUAGAGCCUGAUUUUGAAUUGCAUCGUCAUCCAGAAUCAGAUCCAGGUGUAGAUUCAGAACCACAACCAGAAUCAGAUUCAGAGUCUGAAUUGGAGCAACAACUGGAAUCUGAGCCAUUUCCAGAAUCGGAGCCAGAAGUGGAAUCGGAGCCUGAGUCACAGCCAGAGGCAGACUCAGAACUAGAACUGGGAUUGGAGCCACAACUGGAAUCAGAGCCAUAUCUGGAGUCAGAGCCUGAGCAGGACUUUGAGCCAGAUCCAAAACUGGAUUCAGCCCCAGGUCCCCUGUCUAUCCCUCUUGAGCAUGCUGCUGGUGAGGUGGAGCCGGAGCACAGGGAGGAGGCAGAGGUGAUGGAGAAUGAAGAUUUCUGUGCUGUGUGCCUAAAUGGGGGGGACCUGCUCUGCUGCGACCACUGCCCCAAGGUCUUCCACCUGGCCUGUCACGUGCCCGCUCUGCUCAGCUUUCCUGCGGGCGACUGGGUGUGCUCACUGUGUCGGGACGUCCAGCAGCCGGAGGUGGAGUAUGACUGCGAGAACACACGCCUCUCCACAGAUCACAUGGUGAAGGGUGUGUCAUAUGGGCUGUCUGCCUGUGAUCAGAGGAGAUGUGAGAAGCUAACAAUGUUCAUCUCCUGCAACAUCCUCAGUGCUCCCUUCCAUGAACCAGUCAGUCCCCUAGCCCGUCAUUAUUAUCAGAUAAUAAAGAGGCCCAUGGACUUAUCUGUGAUAAGGAGCAAGCUCAACAAGAGGAAUCCUCUACACUACUACACACCUGAAGAAUUUGUGGCAGAUGUCUUUCUUAUGUUCAGGAACUGUGCAAAAUUCAAUUAUCCGGACUCUGAAGUAGCUCAGGCAGGUCGGAGCCUGGAGGCCUUCUUUAACUCCAAACUGAUGGAAGUGUUCCAGAACAAGACUUUCGUACCUGCAGACGACGACUCGGACAGCGAGGAAUACGAUGAGCUCUACAGAGCGGGCGUGGCUGGCUUUCCCUGGCCAGACAGAAAGGAACACUGCCACAGGAAGAGGAAGAGGAGGCGCUCCCCUAACAGGAGGAGGCAUCACUUUUAAGCUAGGUCCU
Megalops cyprinoides (Indo-Pacific tarpon) is the source of this 3879-nucleotide messenger RNA. RefSeq names its product tripartite motif-containing protein 66-like. The record is from RefSeq and is a predicted model, not a curated record. Bases 66 to 3869 code for a protein of 1267 amino acids. Gene Ontology annotation, molecular function: protein binding; zinc ion binding. The transcript has 18 exons. Lineage: Eukaryota; Metazoa; Chordata; Actinopteri; Elopiformes; Megalopidae.